Marmota flaviventris (yellow-bellied marmot) is the source of this 488-nucleotide messenger RNA. The record is from RefSeq and is a predicted model, not a curated record. Lineage: Eukaryota; Metazoa; Chordata; Mammalia; Rodentia; Sciuridae.
ACUUUACAGAGAGGAGCUCUGGGGAGCAGACUUCCCCUGUGGCCCCAGAGACAUGCUGCUGCUGCUGCUGCUGCUGCCCCUGCUGCGGGGCUGUGGGCGGGUGGAGGGCCAGGGGCGUUAUGCCCAGCCGGGUUACACCCUUAACGUGCCCAAGGAGGUGACAGUGCAGGAGGGCCUGUGUGUCCAUGUGCCCUGCCAAUUCUUCUAUCCCUGGAGCAGCUGGACUAACUGGAACCCAGUUCAUGGCUACUGGUUCCAUGUACGGGACAGGAAAGAGGAUGCUCUAGUGGCCACCAAUAACCCUGGCCACAAAGUGCGGGAGGAGACCCAGGGCCGGUUCCAGCUCCUUGGGGACCCAACAACCCACAACUGCUCCCUGAGCAUCAGAGACGCCAGGAAGACGGACGCGGGGUCCUACUAUUUUCGGGUGGAGAGAGAUCACUUGAGAUACAGUUACCUAUAUGUCAUGGUCUCAGUGAAUGUGACAG